GAUGUCACACUCCAGAAAGGACAACAAGUGGCCCCAUUCACUUCCUGUCCAGUGGAGAAGGAAGAAAGACGUUUUGAAGAGAUCCGUAUGUUCUUGGUCUCUGUGUCUUCUUGUCCUGAUGGGGACUUCGACUGCACAUCAGGAGAAUGUCUUCCUCCGGAACUUGUCUGUGAUUUUAAGGAGGAUUGUAAAGACGGCUCUGAUGAGGAAUUUUGUGGUUCGUGUGACUUUGAGCGUCACACCUGUGGCUGGAAUGACACCUCCCAACAUUGGAGAUGGCAGAUUGCAAACAUGACUUCAAUACCUGGACUGGACCACACCACAGGAACCCCUCUUGGACACGUCAUGCAUGCAUGUACAGAUUUUUUGAUGGUGAGUUUGGAGUUUGCUGUUGUCAACGGGGCAGCCCUAGGAUGCCAGAUCAGUUUCUGGUUCUACAUUGUUAAUGGCAAGCCUUCAUCAUCAUCAGGCUUAAAAGUAAAAAUGGUCCGAGGCGAAGCUGAGGUGGAGCUGCUGGAGCCUCCUAUAAGGCAAACAGUCAGCUGGGAGAAGGCCACAGCUUUCAUUGGUAAUCAGCCAGGGGGAUACAAGCUGCUCUUUUCCUUCAAAGCGUCCAUUAUUGGGCCCAAUGAAAUUAUGCUGGACGAUGUCAGAUUUGAAAACUGUGGCGAGGCCGAUGUCCCCACUGGAUCAGACCAGCUCUCAUGUGAUUUUGAAAAUGACAGCUGCUCAUGGUACCAUGACAAGACUGCAAGCAUUUCUUGGGAAAGGAAGAACAAGUUCUGGCUAGACCUUAAUAGGGAGGGCUACUACAUGCUCAUAAAAGCCAAAUACAAUCUAAACAUCUCCUCAGCAGCCAGACUCGUCAGCCUCCCUCAACCUGCAGGUCAAAUAUGUGUGAGCUUCUGGUACCACAUAUUUGGCAACAGCAUAGCCUAUUCCCCUUAA
Pleuronectes platessa (European plaice) is the source of this 948-nucleotide messenger RNA. RefSeq names its product apical endosomal glycoprotein. The record is from RefSeq and is a predicted model, not a curated record. The coding region runs from base 88 to 948 and encodes 286 amino acids. The transcript is spliced from 8 exons. NCBI's taxonomy places the organism in Eukaryota, Metazoa, Chordata, Actinopteri, Pleuronectiformes, Pleuronectidae. Gene Ontology annotation, cellular component: membrane. Gene Ontology annotation, molecular function: protein binding.